GACGUCGAAUUGUAGAGAGUACGUGCAGGUAUGGACAACAGAAAUGGGGUGCACGGUAACUAUGGACAGAAAGCCAGCAUCUCAAGCAGAAAUACGUUCUUUUAGACGCCAGAUUUCUCUUAGUGAUCUAGAAAGGUUCAUGAGAACUAAAAUUGACAGGGGUUUGAUCUCGGAUUCUCAUGAUUCUGAUCUACCGACGAGAAGAGAAAUUGAAACUGCCAGCAAUCAUGUACAAGUGUACGGGCGGAUUUGCACAACAAGAGGCGCCGACGUUCCCCCGGUGAAUCUCUCCGAUGUUCCUGGUCGCAAAACAGUAUUCUUAUUUGGCCCUGAUACAGUUCAUGGUGCUUUGAUUGAACAUAUUCAUGACCCCUACGCAAUGCUUCUUAAGCUGGGAUUUCUUCCGGAGUACAUACAUAUGAAGCUAUUUAAACAAAAGGCAUGCUACUGGCUAGUCUUACUAACCCCAACCCAAGAAUCUUUCCAGUCCUCAUGUACCUCAUCCAGUCAUGGGAAUCUGACAUCAGUUCCAACCGUUCCUGCAACAUGGGAAGGUCUUCUAUCAUUCAUUCAUGCUUGCUACCCUGAGGCAUUGCCUGCCGUCCAAGCCCACUGGGACAUCAUCACCACCAAACCAGUUGAGUAUUUUGAAGAGAAGUCCGACGUCCGUUUCAUCGACGCCAUCGCCGAUCACCAGGCACCGACCUUCAUGAGCUAUCAGAAGUUCAGGGAGCUUCCUCAGCCUCAGAAGGACUGGGAGACAAGACUGUUCCUCUACUGUGAGAUACGGAUCUUAGAACUCUUCUCGGGUGAUGGACAUACAUGGACUGAAGCAGGGGUGAAGGGGGAGAAAGAAUACCUGGCCCCAAAUUACCAUUUUGAGACCGAUCUUGGACCAGAGAACUACAUAGUUAUUCCACUCAAGGUUGAUAUUCCGCAGGAUAUCAAGGAUAAGUAUGAUGAUAGUUGAACAAAACUUGUUUACUAGGCAAGUGGAUGGCUUCUUUAUUGAAUUCUUUACUGGUAUGCAUGGGUUAUUGUAACUGAGUGGUUAUGUAUUCUUGUCCAAAGCCGAUGAUUAGUGCUCUUCGUAAUAUAUGCAUGCAAGAUGCGCUGAUUGUCAUUGAAACUACCUCAAAAUUGACUGAUUUUUUAAUUGAAAGAUUGCAGAUUUUCAACCGUUUUCUUAUUGAUUGAUUGGAUUGCGAGUAAACGUGUAAGGGGGAUAUUAAUGUUGGCAGGUCUGUCCCUGUGCAAAUUCAUGGAUUUCUGGGGCCCUUCUUAUAAAGAGUUGCGAUUGAUCCAAUCAAUCGUAACUCUAAGGAAAUCUAUCAGUGUUAUAAAUUUUUCUUUAGGAAAUUUGCACAAUCAGUGUCAUAAAUUUUUCUACAGAAAAUUUGCACAGAAAAAU
Messenger RNA from Lytechinus variegatus (green sea urchin), 1411 nucleotides. RefSeq lists its product as uncharacterized. The record is from RefSeq and is a predicted model, not a curated record. The coding region runs from base 44 to 970 and encodes 308 amino acids. Lineage: Eukaryota; Metazoa; Echinodermata; Echinoidea; Temnopleuroida; Toxopneustidae. The transcript is spliced from 2 exons.